AGAGGCCACCAUGGUGUCCGCCCGUUUCGCUCCCGCACUCCGGUCAAAGGUCGCGGCCUCGGUCGGCCCGCGCAUGGCCAUCCGGUCAACGCACGACCUCACGGUCCUUAACCAGCCCAAGACGAACAAGGCUGUGCCCAUCACGCGCGUGGGCUCGCCCAUCGGUGGCCGCGCCUCCCUCUCCGGCCACACUGUCACCGUCUUCGGCGCAACCUCCUUCCUCGGCCGCUACCUCGUCUCAAAGCUCGCAAAGGACGGCACCCAGGUCAUCGUCCCUUACCGUGAUGAGGACGCCAAGCGCCACCUCAAGGUGGCCGGCGAUCUCGGUCAGGUCGUGCCCCUCGAGUGGGACGCGCGCAAGCCGGACCAGAUCCACGAGUGCCUCCGUCACUCGGACACGGUGUACAACCUCGUCGGGCGGGACUGGGAGACGCGCAACUACUCGUACAAUGACGUGAACGUGACCACGGCCGCUACGAUUGCGCAGAUCGCUGCCGAGUCGGGCGUCGACCAGUUCAUCCACGUCUCGCACCUCAACGCCAACCCCCGCUCCACCUCCGAGUUCUACAGGACCAAGUACGCCGGCGAGCGGGCAGUGCGCGACGCGUUCCCCAACGCCACGAUCGUCCGCCCCGGCCGCAUGUUUGGCGGUGAGGACUGGCUGCUCAACGCCCUCGCGACCUGGCCCAUUCUCGGCAAGCUCAACAACGGCAACACCCAGAUCCUGCCGGUCCACGUCCACGAUGUCGCCGAGGCGCUCAAGGUCAUGCUCGACGCACCCGUCACCUCGGUGGCCAGCACCUUCUCCCUCCCCGGCCCCGAAAUGCACACGUACAGCUCUAUCGCGGCGCUCAUCUCCGAGCUUACGCUCAAGCCCGAAACGUCGCUGCCGGCUGUGCCCAAGCCAAUCGCGCAGAUCUUCUCCAACAUCAUUAACCGCGCCAUCUGGUGGCCCGUGCUGAGCCCCGACGAGCUCGAGCGCUACUACAUCAACGACGCGGGUGUGGAGAAGCUGAACCGCCCCGACAUCUCGGCGUACCCCGCCGGCUGGGCGCCAGAGUUCAAGGACGAGUCUGUGCCCGCCGUCGACGGCGAGCCGGUCAAGUCGUGGGGCGAGCUUAUGAUUGAGCCUGACCGCAUCGAGGAGCACGCGAUCAAGUACGUCCGUCGCUACCGUUCGUCGGCGACCUUUGACGUGCCGGUGGAGAUCGGCCACUUCAAGCGCCCCAAGCCAUACCAUGUUGUGCCUUAGAUUAAAUGCACAGGGAUAAAGUAGAGGGGGGAACGAAGAGGGAGAGGUGUGAGGAGAGUGGUGAGGAGGAGGAGGAAGGGGGAGGCGGCGAGGAGCAGGUGAUGUUGGAGUGCUGAAGUCAUCGGUGCAUGGGUGUAAACAGAGUGUGUGGCCUGGCCGCUGGUUACCGCGCACUGGUAUACAGGAGAAGUCGAAGAGGUGGAGAUAGAGAACAACGGACCACGGACAACGCUCAACAGCUCGUCGUCC
Cutaneotrichosporon oleaginosum is the source of this 1501-nucleotide messenger RNA. RefSeq lists its product as uncharacterized. Gene Ontology annotation, molecular function: protein-containing complex binding. Lineage: Eukaryota; Fungi; Basidiomycota; Tremellomycetes; Trichosporonales; Trichosporonaceae. The record is from RefSeq and is a predicted model, not a curated record. Gene Ontology annotation, cellular component: mitochondrion.